AUGCAGACGGCUCAGAGCAGACAGAAGAGUUACGCUGAUGUUAGGCGAAAGGCGUUGGAGUUUGGCRUCCACAACCACAUUUUUCUUCRUGUGGCACCAGUGAARGGAGUCAUACGUUUUGAURAGAAGGGAAAACUUAGUCUGAGGUAUAUUGGUCCUUUUGAGAUCUUAGAGCGCAUUGGCCCAGUCGCUUAUAGGUUGGUCUUGACCMAGUCGUUGGAUGCAGUGCAUAACAUGUUCCAUGUGUCCAUGCUGAGRAAGUAUGUCCAUGACCCUUCUCACGUCWUAGAUCCCAAACCACUACAGUUAAAUGAAACCUUGUGCAAGAGAGAGGUACYUGUUGAGAUCUUAGCAAAAGAGACCAAGGUGCUAAGGAAUCAGGCGAUUGACUUGUGGAAGUCCUGUAGAGGAAUCACCAAGUGGAGGAAGCUACCUGGGAAAGGGAAGACGAGAUCAGAGCCUGCUAUCCGAAGUUGUUUAAUCAAUGAACUUUCGAGAAGRAAAGUUUUUUAG
Messenger RNA from Momordica charantia (bitter melon), 513 nucleotides. RefSeq lists its product as uncharacterized. NCBI's taxonomy places the organism in Eukaryota, Viridiplantae, Streptophyta, Magnoliopsida, Cucurbitales, Cucurbitaceae. The record is from RefSeq and is a predicted model, not a curated record.